This is a messenger RNA of Lemur catta (Ring-tailed lemur), 1763 nucleotides long. It is a transcript of the gene SRSF3, whose product is annotated as serine and arginine rich splicing factor 3. The transcript is spliced from 6 exons. Gene Ontology annotation, molecular function: RNA binding. The record is from RefSeq and is a predicted model, not a curated record. Gene Ontology annotation, cellular component: nuclear speck. NCBI's taxonomy places the organism in Eukaryota, Metazoa, Chordata, Mammalia, Primates, Lemuridae. Bases 308 to 802 code for a protein of 164 amino acids. Gene Ontology annotation, biological process: mRNA splicing, via spliceosome.
ACGAGCGCGCACCAGCCCAGCUCUCCAGCACACGGCUGCACGGCCCAAGCGCGCUCCCAGCAACCGCGGCUCCCGCGGCGCUUGUAGCCGUUACGUCAGGGCCUCCUCCGCCUCUCAUUGGGCGUGUCCGUCCAAUCAUGUGAUUCCCAGUGUGGCGUAUAAAUAAGGGCGAGGAGAAGGCGGUGGUCCGCCAUUUCGUGGACGCCGGGUGAGGGAGAGCAUCUGCGGGAGUGCGGCCGGAGCGGAGCGGGACGGUCCAUUGGAGCGUGAGGACUUGAGCCUCCGCACUUACACCUUAGAUUUCGAAAUGCAUCGUGAUUCCUGUCCGUUGGACUGUAAGGUUUAUGUAGGUAAUCUUGGAAACAAUGGCAACAAGACUGAAUUGGAACGGGCUUUUGGCUACUAUGGACCACUCCGAAGUGUGUGGGUUGCUAGAAACCCUCCCGGCUUUGCAUUUGUUGAAUUCGAAGAUCCCCGAGAUGCAGCUGAUGCGGUCCGAGAGCUAGAUGGAAGAACACUGUGUGGUUGCCGUGUAAGAGUGGAACUGUCGAAUGGUGAAAAAAGAAGUCGAAAUCGCGGCCCACCUCCCUCUUGGGGUCGUCGCCCUCGAGAUGAUUAUCGUAGGAGGAGUCCUCCACCUCGCCGCAGAUCUCCAAGAAGGAGAAGCUUCUCUCGCAGCCGGAGCAGGUCCCUUUCUAGAGAUAGGAGAAGAGAGAGAUCACUGUCUCGGGAGAGAAAUCAUAAGCCCUCCCGAUCCUUCUCUAGGUCUCGAAGCCGAUCUAGGUCAAAUGAAAGGAAAUAGAAGACCAGUUUGCAAGAGAAGUGGUGUACAGGAAAUGACUUCAUUUGACAGGAGUAUGUACAGAAAAUUCAAGUUUUGUUUGAGACUUCAUAAGCUUGGUGCAUUUUUAAGAUGUUUUAGCUGUUCAAGUUUGUUUGUCUCUUGGAACAGUGACAGAAAAGCUCUAAUUCUCUAUGGUUUGAAAUGGAUCAUAUGAGGCAUGUAAUACCAAGAAUUGUUACUUUACAAUGUUCCCUUAAGCAAAAUUGAAUUUGCUUUUUAGUUUUGCAUAAACUAAUAAUAAACCUCUAAAUUCUGCCCAGCUGAAGUGUGGAUUUUUUUUUAAAUAUAGAAACAAAAUUGGCAAAAAUUGAACUAAGAUUUGCUUUUUUUUUUCCACUUCUGGGAUAUAGUAUGUAGCCAUGGUUGAACAGUCUUUAAAAGCUGGUGUGAAACAAGCCAGCAGGUAAAAAUAAAAGCUGCACUGUUAUACUAAAUUAGAGGUUUUUGAAAAAUCCAACUAGUUUUCACCCUGGGCAGAGGUUGCCUAAUUGGUAUAGAAUCACGUAAAUUCCAAGAAAGUUUUUCUUUUGCUUUAGAUCCUAAGUUAAGUUCCUUACGUGAUUGCUAUAUACGAAUACAUAGCUGUUUGUAGCGUUCUUUAUUUGGAAAUUUGAGAUAAUCAAAAUACCAAUGUCCUGCCAGUUUAAGGGUACAUUGUAGAGCUGAACUUUGAGUUACUGUGCAAGAUUUUUUUUUCCAUGCUGUCAUUUGUAAUAUGUUUUGUGAGAAUCCUUGGGAUUAAAGUUUUGGUUACAAUUGUUGUUUAACUUGAAAGCCUGUUUUUCCUUGCAAACUCAAAUCUGUGAGCUUGGUACAAAGUCCAGGUAUAACAUUCCUAUUGGAAGCCAUACUUAUAUUUUCUUGUAAAGUGCUUUUGAAUUAAUAAAAUAUUAGCAUAAUUGUGUAAUAGUCAGUUGAA